Messenger RNA from Malus domestica (apple), 1363 nucleotides. RefSeq names its product NADPH-dependent aldo-keto reductase, chloroplastic-like. Lineage: Eukaryota; Viridiplantae; Streptophyta; Magnoliopsida; Rosales; Rosaceae. Gene Ontology annotation, molecular function: aldose reductase (NADPH) activity. The record is from RefSeq and is a predicted model, not a curated record. Gene Ontology annotation, cellular component: cytosol.
UUUUCUUUGUUGUUUUACGGUUAGGGAGUCAUGAAAGAUCCUAAUUUUUUGCCGUCAAAAUCUGUCUAACACAUAUAUCUUGUGCAUCGUACUCCUAGAAAUUUUUUUCGACAUGGAUAACACUGGCGAGUACUCCGAAUCUUGCAUCUCUGUCAUUUUUCCCCAGACGAAUAUGUAAUAUUUUCUGAUCAAAUAAGCCAAUCUUGUGCUCCUCUUGGUUCUGAUCGCAUGUUCAGUGCGUAGAAGAUGGGCGAAAACAAAUCCGAAACUUUGUAUUUUGAUCUGAAUACGGGAGCUAAGAUCCCAUCUGUUGGUCUUGGAACGUGGAAGGCUGAACCAGGCGUGGUCGGUCAAGCUGUCAUCGCUGCAGUCAAGAAUGGCUACAGGCAUAUUGACUGUGCAUCAGUCUACGGAAACGAAAAAGAGGUAGGGGUGGCACUGAAGGAACUAUUUUCAACUGGCGUAGUACAGCGUAGCGAACUCUUCAUUACAUCUAAGUUAUGGUGCAGUGACCAUGCCCCUGAAGACGUAUCUAAGGCACUGAGCAAGACUUUAGAAGAUCUGCAGCUUGAUUAUAUUGAUCUAUAUCUUAUACACUAUCCACUUCGUACAAAGCCGGGCUCAGUAGGUUUUGCUCCUGAAGUCAUGGUUCCAUUGUGCCUUCCAGAGACUUGGAAUGCAAUGGAAGGCCUGUACGCAUCUGGUCAGGCACGAGCAAUCGGGGUGAGCAACUACUCGUCUAAGAAGCUGCAGGACCUCCUUUCUUAUGCAAAAGUUCCACCUGCAGUAAAUCAAGUGGAGUGCCACCCUAUCUGGCAGCAACCGGCUCUUCACAAUUUGUGCAAAUCUGCUGGAAUUCAUCUGUCGGCAUAUUCUCCUCUGGGUUCUCCAGGGGUUUUGGUGAAGGGGGAAGUUCUGAAGGAUCCAGUACUGAAUGAAAUCGCCAAGAAACUCAACAAGUCAACCGCGCAAGUAUGUCUUCGUUGGGGCAUUCAGAGUGGACACAGCGUCCUUCCAAAGAGUGUAAAUGAAAGUAGGAUCAAGGAAAAUCUAAGCUUAUUCGACUGGUCCAUUCCCCCAGAGCUCUUCUCGAAAAUUUUGGGAAUCCACCAGCAAAGGCUCCUACGGGGUGAUUUCGUAGUCCAUGAGAGCUUGAGUCCUUAUAAAAGCGUUGAAGAACUGUGGGAUGGUGAAAUAUGACCUCUUUUAUUCAAUUUGAUCCGUAGAAGUUUGUCGAUUUUCUUGCUUUCUCUGCAACAUUUCAGAUGGAAGAAACUAUAUUUCGUAGUCUGCGAUCUGCUUUUAUAAUUCACUUUCUUAUUGACUAAAUAUUAAAUUUGAAUAAUGGCAUGCAUUCCAUGAA